This is a messenger RNA of Perca flavescens (yellow perch), 3620 nucleotides long. It is a transcript of the gene dlgap4b, whose product is annotated as discs, large (Drosophila) homolog-associated protein 4b. The transcript has 11 exons. Gene Ontology annotation, cellular component: postsynaptic specialization; glutamatergic synapse. The record is from RefSeq and is a predicted model, not a curated record. Gene Ontology annotation, biological process: signaling. NCBI's taxonomy places the organism in Eukaryota, Metazoa, Chordata, Actinopteri, Perciformes, Percidae. Gene Ontology annotation, molecular function: molecular adaptor activity.
AGUAUAUUAAUCAGUUCUAUACUUCUCUCUUGUGUUGUGUCUUUUAUGUCCUGUUUGUCUCGGUUUUCUAGGAAUCACCUUCACGGUCAUCAGUCAUCUCUACUUGGCCUGGGGGUCUUCUAGAAGGUCAGACCUCCUUGCCACCAUGAAAGGGUUGGGGACCAACCGCAACAGACACCUGUCUGACUCCUGUGAACCUUCCUCAGGCCAUCCAGAGGCCCUCUACUCUCAGAAGACCAGCACCCUCCCACGCAGCCCUUACCUGCUGAGCCCCACAAUGGACCACUAUGGCACCAUGGACCCCCACCUCUAUCCUUCAGCCAACCCAGGCUCCCUUCCACCAGACUGCAUGCUGCCCCUCAACAACCAGCUGUCCAACAGCAGCACCUUCCCCAGGAUUCACUACAACUCCUACGACCAGUCUGACUUCUCCCCACCUGGAGACAGCAUCGGGGGGAUAAGUACAGGGACCAUGGGCACGUCCAUGUCUAUGGGCAUGGGAACGGGUAUGGGCAUGGGCAUGGGCAUGGGCAUGGCAGGGCUAAGUGGACGAACACCUAUGAUUACGAGCGGUUCAGCAACUAUAUCACAUCAUAUGACCAAGAACCAGGCACCGUCCAGUCUGCUGGAGUUCGAUAAGCAGCUACCUGGAGGCCAUGAUGGAUUCAGCACAUUGCAGUUUCAUCGAACGUCUGCUGUUGCUGCCGACAAGCAGCGCACAGACAGUCCUGGUCGUAUCCGUUACAUGCUGCACUCAGUACAGAAGCUCUUUGCAAAGUCCCAGUCACUGGAGAGCCACAACAUGAAAGGAAAUGUCAAUGGACGCUCCACUGGCAGUGGUGGAGGCUCAUCUGGCACUGAAGACGGAGGGAAGCAGAAUCGCAGAGCUAAAAGUAAAGAUCGGGGUACAAAAGCAGAGGCAACAGCCAAGAGACGACCACGCUCCAACAUGUCAGGUUAUUGGAGUUCAGACGAUUUGGACAGCAGUGAUUUGAGCAGCUACCAUAACACCAUGGCCAUGAUGACUCUGGGACGUCCAACUGGCCAUGACAGCCAGGGGGGCCAGACCAGAUACAUCCACAGUGGCUACAACACUAUCAGCUCCUCCAAAAGCAGCAAUGACAUGAAGUAUCAGACACAUACUGGGCCUGGGGGUGGAGGAGGUGAUAGACUAGGUGGAGCAGGAAGAAUGGUAAUAAAUGAUAAUGACUAUAUGAAAGGAGGGUCCUGGUCCACAAUGACCAUGGGCCAGCCGAGACAGGUGAUCCAGAAGGGCUCAGCUACCCUGGACAGGUCCCUGCUCAAGUCCAAAUCCUGCCAACCUGAACUAACCUGCAACUACCUACAGGUUGGACGAAGGGGUGAUUGGAGUAGCACAUUGGGCCGCAGCGGGGGUGCCAAUGAAAUCCCAUGUCGGCGGAUGCGAAGUGGUAGCUAUGUGAAGGCCAUGGGCGACAUGGAGGACAGCGACGACUCAGAGGGAAGCCCCAAACCCUCGCCAAAAACCACCGCUCGCCGCCAGAGCUACCUCAGGGCUACGCAGCAGUCUCUGAGCGACCAGCUACCCCAACGCAACUGUCUUCCGUCUCUCAGAGAGCUCUCCAAUAAUCGCAGCCUGGACAACCUGGACUGUAUUGGGGGUACAAUCUCGUCUUUGCCACGCUGGGAUGAUGAUGACUUCAGCCAGGCCUGCAGCACCUUGGGCAGACGUAGCUGCUUGGGACAGGUCAGUGCUUGUCUGGAAAGGAAAGAUAGGGAUUGCAUUUAAUGUGAGCUCAAUCUACGGGACCUGGAAAUGAGUCAUCAUUAUGAGGACCGCAGCUCCGAGUCCACAUUCAGAGAUUCCCGUUCCCACUCUCAGGACAACCCAGAGCCUCUAGACUUGCCCAUGCCAACAUGCUUCCGAUCCCGCAGCCACAGCUACCUGAGAGCCAUCCAGGCUGGCUGUUCCCAAGAUGAUGACACAGCAUCCAUAGACUCAGGCUGCUCACCGCCUCCAAUCGACACCACUGUUCGCACCUACAGCACCAACACUGUUUCUUCAUGCAUAACCACCUGUAAGAAGGCUGCUCCUCCGCCAGUGCCGCCCCGUACAACCUCCAAGCCCUACAUCUCUGUGACAGUACAGAGCAGCACAGAGUCUGCCCAAGACAACUACCUAGACCAGCAGGACCGGAGGUCAGAGGUCAACAGCCAGUCAAGCCACGCUCACAGCAACUCCUCCGACAGCCUUGACAGCACCCGUGCCAACAGCCUGGCACGUGGUAUUCCCCGCCCUCCACACAUCAUCCCCACUCCCAUCGCCAUCCCCAGAGAGCCAAUCGCGCCCACCACCACUAAUGCUUCCACUGAGACAAGUGACUCAGUAGUCCAGCAUGAAUCACUGAAAUCAGGAUUAAACAAAGGAAAUCUAGUGGCAGAGGAGCCCCUAGUGGCGCCAGUACCCAGGCGGAAACUCUCCUCCAUUGGCAUACAGGUCGACUGUAUUCAGGAAGUUCCACGAGAGGAGACCCCGCCAUUGGCCAAAUUUCAGUCAAUCGGAGUACAGGUGGAGGACGGGUGGCAGCUCAGUCGCUCCAGUAGCAUGGCCUCAAAACAAGAAACCGACUCAGACACACAAGACAUCCCCGUCACCUCCCAUAUCAAUAAUGCCAAACACUUUGAGAAGAAAGUCAUGGUCAAUAGUGCCAGCCAAUCCAUGAGCUCCCCUCCUGGACAAGAAUAUUUAGACAACGGAGACACUACUGGUGUCAACUCUUCACCUCCACCGACCAGGCAGAUCCUCAACCGCUCCACCACACGAAGUAGCUCUUCCUCCUUCUCAGAAAGUCUGGACCCAGCGCUGGACCCCUCGUCCCUACCGCCUCCAGACCCUUGGCUGGAGAGUGGCAAUGGGAGUAACAGCAAUUGUCCCCAAAGCGGAGGAGCGGGAACACUGUGCCGGAGAGACGGCCACUGGUUCCUAAAGCUGCUGCAGGCCGAGACGGGACGCAUGGAAGGCUGGUGCCAGCAGAUGGAGCAGGAGACCAAAGACAACCAGCUCUCAGAGGAGGUGCUGGGGAAGGUUCGCAGUGCAGUAGGAUGUGCCCAGCUCCUUAUGUCCCAGAAGUUCCAACAGUUUCGGGGACUGUGUGAACAAAACUUGAAUGUGAAUGCCAACCCACGGGCCACCGCCCAGGACCUGGCAGGUUUCUGGGACCUGCUGCAGCUCUCCAUUGAGGACAUCAGCCUCAAGUUCGAUGAGCUCUACCAUCUCAAGUCCAAUGACUGGCAGCCAAUGCCGUCUGCGGCUGCCCAGUCGCCCCCUGAGCGGAAGGACGGGGAGAAGGAGGCCGCUCCAGCGUCAAAGAAGCCCGGUAAGGGACGACCGUCGCUGGGCCGUGAGAAGAGCGCAGACUCCUCAUCCACCUCUUCUUCGGCCUCAGCAGAGAAGCAGAGACACGAGGCACGCAAGCGUCUACUGGCUGCUAAAAAGGCUGCCUCGUUUCGCCAGAACUCCGCCACAGAGAGCGCGGACAGCAUCGAAAUCUAUGUCCCAGAGGCCCAGACUCGCCUCUGAGAGAGACACUGAGAGAGAAGGAAAUAGGAUCGGAUCAAAGGACAGAUAGGUGUCACUUAAA